Molecule: messenger RNA, 717 nt
Organism: Camellia sinensis
Lineage: Eukaryota; Viridiplantae; Streptophyta; Magnoliopsida; Ericales; Theaceae
Source: RefSeq, a predicted model, not a curated record
AUGUCUACUGCAUUUGCGUCUACAUUGGGAUUAGAGGUGGCACGGUUAGCGUCUCCGCUCAAAGUAGAGUCACCAGUUGGGGGUACAGUUGACUUAGACCGGGGGUGUUGUGGUUGUGAGAUAGAGGUUGCUGAGCGUCGACUCCUGUUUGCUUUUGUGUUGCUAGACAUGUGGAGUUUUGACGUCAUUGUAGGCAUGGAUUGGUUGUCUUUGUACCAGGCAGUGGUUGAUUGUUUUUGUCAGAGAAAUGAACUUAGUGGCCUUCUUGCUACUCUCUUGGAUAGUGAGGAUGGCAGGACUUGUGUUGAGUUACCAAGGGUGGUUUGCGAAUACCCGUACGUAUUUUUCGAGGAUCUUACCAGUCUGUCACCCCACCGGGAGAUCGAGUUCACCAUUGACCUAGUCCCUAGAACGACACCAAUUUCCAUUAUGCCGUAUAGAUUUGCUCCUGUGGAGUUGCAUCAGUUAAAGAUUCAACUCCAAGAACUUUUAGAGAAGGGUUUCAUUCGCCAUAUUCCUUCUGGUGGUGAUGGUACUAUUGCAGUGACCUCAUAUGGUGGCGGUGGUGGUGCGGCUGCUGCUCCAGCAACAACUAAGCCCAAGAAAGAGGAAAAGGUGGAAGAGAAAGAGGAGUUAGAUGAUGUAAGUUUUUAUCCACUUAAUCACAUUGUUGCUGGAAUUCUGAUAUUUGUGACAUCUCAUUUCGCCCAGCUGUAG